AAAAGUUUUCAAAAACAGAAACAAAUAUCUAAAAUACAUCCAGACUAAAAAACAAACACAACUCUUAACUCAACAAAUAAAAUGUGGAAUUUUCAAAGAAUAAUUUGUAUAUGGAUUUGCUGUGUGUCCUGCAUGUUCGGAACAACACAAUUGUCAUCACUGGUACAAGCAGUGCCGUAUGAGUAUUUUGAUGAUCAUGAACAAAGUUUCUAUGAUUUGGAUACAGAACAAAUCCAAGCCAAAUACGAUACACGUUUGUUAUCGCAACAGAUGUUGCAAACGGAGCAGCAGCAGCAACAACAUUUAGAAAAUCUAAAGGGUUUUCUCAACACAGCAGAGGGUUUAAAUAUUGGUGGAGGUGGGAGUGGCAGUGGCACUGGUAAUACAAAUAAGUUAGAAACUGGAAAACAAACUGAUGCUGGUCUGUCGUACCUUGCGACAACAACAACGAAAUUGAAAAGUAAUGAUGGCCAUACGUUGGUGGAUGGUGACGAUAAUGAUGAUGAGGAUGAACGCAAUGAUUGGCUAGAGGAAACGGCAACAAAAGCUGCUGCUGCAUCAACAUCAGCAAUUACUGAAACAUUAGAUGAAUUACAUUUGCCACGUGCUGCAUCAUGUUUUACAAAUGGCCAAAAGUAUACACACGGUCAAAAGGUACCACGUCUGGAUAGCUGUGAGGUUUGUUUGUGCAUGGAUGGUGAAAUAUUUUGCUGGUGGGAAAAAUGUGAUAAAAAAUCCGCAAAAGCUUCAACAACAUAUGAUGACUAUUCAACGCCCUUUGAAGAAUCAUCCACAACACGCAUGCAAUUAAAUCCGAAAACCACAUAUAAAACGACUUUAAAGCCAAUGAAAAAACCAAAAACCAAUGAGGACUACAAAUAUGAUGAUGAUGAUUCGGCUGAAAUACGAGAAAUGCAACAGGAAUAUGAAGGCCUGAAGGAGGAACUGAUGCGGAAAGAGCACGUACAGGAGCAACAUAAAAUACAUCAUAAUAAACAAAUGGUGAAGAAGAAAAUCUAUCAGCAACAAGAGGAGGAAAAACAUAAUAAGAAAAUUAAGGAACAGAAUAAACGGAAGCAGGAAGAACAACAGCAGCGGCACAAGCAACAGCAGCAACAUAAAACGAACGAACAUUUCGAACAACAUCAUCAUGCACACAAUCACAACAACAACAUGAACAAUAAUCACGAUUACGGCUCUAGUGGCUCCAGCAGUAAAAUACUUAAUUUUCCAGAAAAUCUACCUUCGGUUUUAUACUACGAUUAUAAAACGGAAGAACAUCAUCAACAUCAGCACCAACAUCAUGAACAACAUUUAAAACAUCAAAAGCAAAAACAAGAGCAGAAACUACUUUUACAGCAACAUGAAAAAGAGCUUAAGCAUCGACAACAACAGCAAAAGCAACAACAGCAGCAUCAUGUUAAUCGCCAUCACGAAUAUGGUCAAGACUUCAACACGUACAGCAGCACAGCAGAUAAAACAAUAGCAUCGGGAGAGGUGGAGGCAGGAAGAGGCGGCAGUAGAGCUGGAGAUAAAGCAAAACUUCAUCACGGCGGACCAUCAACAACAUUUAAGUAUUUUAGCAACGGAAAUGAAAACAUUUACAAUGGCGAUUUACAAACAGACAGUGACAUUUUACCAGAGCCACCAACAAAAAAGCCCAAAUUUUCAACAUCAAUUACAGACAUAACAGCAACAACAGUAAAAACAACAGGAAUUCCAAUAUCACGACUUCAGCGUUUGUCCACUUCAAUGAUGCCAACAACAGUUGGAGCAAUAACAAAAUCAACAGCAACAACAACAAAAACACUGACAAAUACAUCUCCAACAGCAUCAAUCCCUUUAAAGAAACAAAUUUUUUCACCUUGGGACUAUAAUAAACCAAGUAGAGAUAAAGUAAACAACAAUGGCAGCGGCAACAUAAAUAACAACAACAACAGCAACAAAAACAAUAAUAAUAAUGAAAGUACUGAAGACAUAAUAGAUACAGAUGAUCAAGAUGAUGCCUUCCAUCGUUGGCUGACAUCCACAGAGACAAAUAAUAAAAAUAAUUUCACUCUAAAUGAUGCAAUCAGCGGAAGAGAUGAUGAUGAUGGUGCUGCUGCUGCUGGUGGUGGUGGAGGAAGCAAUGGUUUAGACGCCAGCAAUAGUGAUUACAAUGUGGAAGAUAGAAAUUAUGAAAAUAUUGAGUUGGAAACAGAAACAGGACAUUCAACGGCAAUAGCUAAAACAAAGGCAACAACAAGACCCUUAACAACAAUGGGAACGGCGUCAACGGGAAUAAAUGCAUUUGACAUGGCCGGAGGAGGAGUAGCAAUUUAUGAUGAUAAUGGCUAUAUAUUCGAAAAUAGUCGAAAACCAAAAUAUGAACAAAAUUUUAGUGAUAAUAAUAGCUACAACGAUAACAACAACCUCAAUAUAGGCAACAGUAAUGGAAUUAUUAAUAGCAAUGGCAACAACAAUAAUAAUUCACCAUUCAACGCUAAUCCUUAUCAAAACUAUAAUAGAAAUAAUAAUGAGGAUAACAACAUGGACAGGCCAACCAGCAGCAGCAGCAGCAGCAAUGGCCUCAGUUCGACUACUAGCAAUGAGGAUAAUGGUGUUGCUAAUGUUGUAAAUAUUGAUAUAAUGUUAACAGCAUCAUCUGCUGAGUCGCUACAGCAGCAACAGCAACAACCACAGCAAACGAAUAUUGAAACCACCAACCAACAUCGGCAGCUGCCGGAUUUUGAACACGAUAAACAAAUUGCUAAAACACAACAAAAAUUCAUACAACCACCAGUUUUAAUUUCUACAAAUGAUGCUGAUAAUAACAAUCCUUUGUACUCAAUAAUAAAUGACAAUACCAACAACAGCAGCAAUAGCAACAGCAACAACAACAAUAAAACUAUAAUAACCAACAACUUUGUUGAUGGUCUCAAUACAGAAGAGCGAAAACAACAGAAAAAUAUGGGUGUCAACUUGUCAAGUAGCAGCAACAACAACAGCGAUAGUGCCACCACCCAUAGUUUGUCAAGUAGUAGCGAUAGUUUUAGUUUUAGCCAUAUAUCGGCGGUGGUGUCACAAACAAAUGCAACAUCAGCAGGAGCAGGAGCAGCACCACCAACAACACUACCAGCUAUAACACCGCCCUCACUCAGCACAACAUUGAGUCCGGAACGACAGUGCAAUGUAAUGGGUAAGCAAAAAGUUCAAGUAUUUAAAAAAACAACAAAUAAAUUUAAUUUGGUUUCGUAG
Molecule: messenger RNA, 3237 nt
Organism: Calliphora vicina (urban bluebottle blowfly)
Lineage: Eukaryota; Metazoa; Arthropoda; Insecta; Diptera; Calliphoridae
Product: probable WRKY transcription factor protein 1
Exons: 5
Coding region: 82-3237 (1051 amino acids)
Source: RefSeq, a predicted model, not a curated record